AGGAGGGAAAUGCUGUCGACGACUCGCCAUAAAUAUUCCUCGGCCAUUUGGUCUUCCGUUUUUUCCCAUUAGAGGCGAGGGUUAUUUGUUUUUGCAGGUGAAUGCAUAAAAGACACAUCCAUGGUAGUAAUAAUAACGUUUGUCACAUAUGAACGUUCUGUUUGGCCCUUUCCAUCACUUGACUAUAUAUGUAUAUAUAUAUAUAUAUAUUUUUUUUUUUUUUAGAAGACUUUUUUAGCAUUUUAUCACCACUAUUACCUUUUGAAUACUAUUUUUUUUUUUACAUUUAAUUAUAUUUAUUAUUUGUUUUCGUUACUUGGAGUGAAUAAAUUUGUCUCGCACAUUCAAAAGCAUCUUAUUCGUUAUUCGUUUUCCUUCGUAGACUGGAAGACGAACGAGAGUUUCCUCUUCCAAAUACUCCCUUUGCUUCCAGCGGCUCCUGUCCCUUUGCCUCUCCACACCACCACUCGCUUCCUCGCCCCACCACCUGCGGACUAGGCUUGGGCUGCGUAACCAUUCAUAGACAUGUGAGCGGUGAUGCGACUCUUUCUUGUCAGCGGAGUAAAUGUCCCUAGAAUUCUCAUAUCACUCCUUUUUCCUUCAUAUUCUACUGUAGUGAAUAGGGAAAUAAAGAAUAGGGUGUUUGACAGAAUCGGUAAUUCUGAAGUUGGCGGUGUAGAAAGUCGUGUAAUACAUGGGGUUCAUCUGCAUGAAAAUUAUGAUGUCUGUUGCUUUCUCUUUCACACGAAAUUAAGACAAAUCUGGAGUACACUAAAUGGAGAGUAAGUUGCUGUGUAGAAUUUAUUUAAUCUUAAAGACGGCGUUGUAGAAAAGAAAUCAGUAAAUCAUCCCGGUGCGAUUUACUGGGAUGGAAAUGAUAAUGGUUUACGAUUGGGCUAGAUAAGAUACCUGGGAGACGACCUUCUUACUUAAACCAUGCCCUGUACACCGCGACCGAGCCUUUCAUUGAACAAACACGGGACUAUGGCAGGCUGCGUCUAGAUUCGAAAGUAAUUGGUUACAAAAGUGUAUGACACUAUGUAGUAAACGUUAGGUGCCGAAUAUAUGAGAAUUCUUAGUUUUGUUGUUAAAUGCGAGUUCAAGUAUCCUAAUUAUACAUGUAGUGGGUGUGUUUGCGCAAAUUUUAUCGCCGAGUUGCCACAGGUUAAUAUAAAACACCUUUUUAUCAGAUAUUUGAUGCUAUUUCUAACAAUCUCGGAAUCCCCAUGCGAAGGCCAUGCGAGAACAUGUCAGAAGAUAGCGAUAAGAAUGAUGUUACGAGUGUCCAAGAGAGAGAGAGUGAGAGUGAGAGUAACCUUCAGAUACGACAGCAGUUACAUGGUUGUGUGUGUGGAGGGAGGAGCGAGAGGCUAAGCGUCUGUUUCUGUGAAUUAAAAAAAUAAGAAAAGUGCACAGUGUGUUCCUAUGCGUUCGCCGACAUGGGAUCGUUCAUGAGCUCUGUGAUGCGUUCGGAUUUGCGGGAGAGUCAGGAACAACAAGUAACAGCUAUGAAAUCGGACAUGAUCUCGCAGCAGGUGGAGCUGGCGCGGCGCAUGGCGGAGCGGCAGAUGGCGCUGCAGGUGGCGUCCGUGCGCGAGCUGAUGCUGUGGUUCGUGCCCUUCGCCGUCACCUCGUACGCCUUCCUGUACCGCGGCUACCGCAACACCAACAGCUGGGUCGUCCUGUUCCCGCUCAUCCCCGUCACCUUCGGCCUCGCGUACCAGCUGCACUACGCCUACGGCAGCAAGACGGCGCAGAUCAGAGCCUUGGCCGAAAAGAUCAUGGCAAACGAGGCACACAUGAUGGCGGUUCCUGAAUGGCAGUCUACAGCCCAGUCUCCCCUAAACCCUAGCGACCCGUCUCUGCCUCCGGCCCUGCAAGCACACACAAGCAGUCAGGCAACUGCAAGCAGUUCCUCUAUAAAGGAGACCACUGAUAUUAAAGCAUUUCAUAAUCCCAACACGAGAUCGGCGUAACAUUCUUGUUUUUCUUUUUUUCAGAUAAUACUGUUAAUCCAUGCAGUCUGUCACAUUCCAUAAGCAUUUCCAUAAUUUAUACUACACUAUGUUUAUAAAUGGAGAGUGAGAGUGAAAGUGUGAGUGAAAGUGUGCGUGAGAGUGAACACGUGUGGACUCCAAUAUUAGUCAUGUUUCACAGACGACUUGCACCAAAUAAACAAGUUUUAUUUGAGUGCAUUACCAAGUUAUAAUCUAUUUACUAAUAAAAUAAAUAAAAAAAAUAAUGAAAUAAUCAAAAAAAUCUUGCUUAAUGACCUAUACUCUUAGCAAGUAGUUUUCAAAAACAAAUAAUGUUGACACAACAGAAAGAAAUAAACUGUAUAAUAGACUUGGGCAUUACAUACUACUGUAUAUAGUGGGACUAAUAGAUACCAAGACAAGCACACUAAAAUACCUACAGCUGACAUUCAAAGACUUAAUAAUACAUAGAAUUGUAAAAAGUUCAAGUAUAUUUAUUUACAAAGAGUAUAUAUUUAUUUAAAGCACAUCUGUAUACCAGCACAAUCACCAGUUACUAAACCAACAAUGGUAUAUUCUGAGUCCUUAUGAAUAAAAA
Messenger RNA from Penaeus chinensis, 2574 nucleotides. RefSeq lists its product as uncharacterized. Gene Ontology annotation, cellular component: plasma membrane. The record is from RefSeq and is a predicted model, not a curated record. Gene Ontology annotation, biological process: positive regulation of plasminogen activation. The transcript is spliced from 3 exons. Bases 1440 to 1976 code for a protein of 178 amino acids. NCBI's taxonomy places the organism in Eukaryota, Metazoa, Arthropoda, Malacostraca, Decapoda, Penaeidae.